Egretta garzetta (little egret) is the source of this 4450-nucleotide messenger RNA. RefSeq names its product coiled-coil domain containing 171 (gene CCDC171). The transcript is spliced from 21 exons. The coding region runs from base 132 to 3686 and encodes 1184 amino acids. The record is from RefSeq and is a predicted model, not a curated record. Lineage: Eukaryota; Metazoa; Chordata; Aves; Pelecaniformes; Ardeidae.
CGUCCGUGGCGCAAGCGUAGCGAAGCGGUGGCAUCACUCUGAUUUUUAGCUUGCGAAAAAAUUUCGGUCUGCGUUCAUGGAAGAAUCUAGUGAUUCUUGCGGCUGAAACAACUGCUGGUUUUAAUGUUUUUAUGAUAUGGAAAAGAGUUAUCUUUGAAGCUUGUCAAGUAAAAGUAUAUAUGGUCGAAGAUGAUGUUCAUUCUUUCGGGUUUAUAGAUUUAAAAAGCUACAUAUUGGACGUCAUGAGUUUGUCCUCUCCAGUCAGCUGCGCUGUCACUGAAGCUAAAUGUUUACAUAAUCCCAAGCGUGAGCCACAAUUACUACAAAAUACAAAUGUAUCGGAAUUGGACACUGCUGAAGAUCUGAGAAGGAAACUCUGCCAAGCUAAAAAAGAAAAAUUAGACUUAACUAUUAAACACAAUCAAGAACUGUCGAACUAUGAAAGCCAGAUGGUCAAAUUACGGUUGGAAAUUGAGAAAGGAGAGGCUGUUCGACAAAGUCUGGAGUAUGAAUUGGCAAUUGCCAGAAAAGAUGCUCGUCUGAAAAUGUAUGCUGCAGAAGAGGAGUUAAGUGAUGCAAAAACCAAGCUUGUGCAACUGCAAGUAUUGAAUGAGAAACUUCAGCAGAAAGUGGCAGAGACUGAGAAAACAUUUCAUAUUGCUCAGCAGAAGUGGAAAGAACAACAGCAAAGACUUGUGAGUGAGAAGGAUGAUAUCCGCAGAACUUGCAGCAGUGAAUAUGAAUUGCUCCUUCAGGAAAGAAACAAACUAGAAAGUGUUUUGCAGGAACAGAAUAAUGCACUGCAAAAUAUGUGCAAGAAAAUGAAAGAUGUGGAGGUGGAACACAAUGGCUGUACUGAGCUGCUGAGGCGCCAGGCCACUGAGCUUGAAUACAGUGCUGAACGAGAGGAGCGACUUAAAAAAGAACUUGAAGCAGCUACAGUGAGAAUAAAGAAACUGGAAGAAAACAUUGAAGCAGAGAGAGCGGCACAUUUGGAAUCCAAAUUCAAUUCAGAGAUCAUCCAGUUAAGAAUUCGAGACCUUGAAGGAGCUUUGCAGGUGGAAAAAGCCAGCCAAGCAGAAGCUCUUUCGGAUUUAGAAAUGAUCAAGAAAGAGUUCAAAGAGGUAGAAAAUGCAUAUGAAAGAGAAAAACACAACGCCCAAGAAAACUUGGAAAAACUCAAUGUAUUAGAAAGAGAGUGUUUCUCCACAAACAAGCAAAUGAAUGAGAAGAUUGAGGAAAAGAAGAAGGUAAUUAAAGACCUCUCUGAGAGACUACGGAAUAAUGAAAAAACCUGCAGAGAAUUACAGGAAGAACUUGCAAUGGCCAAGAAACACCAGGUCUUUCUAACAGAGACGUAUGAAAACAACAUGAGAGAGCUGGAGUUACUCUUGGACAGCUUUGCUAUGUCAGGCCAGCGGACAGCAGGCACUUGUAAGGACAAAGAUAAACCUCCGAGCCUCUCUGUCCUUGAGACUUUGAGGUGUACCUUGACAGCUUACCAGAACAAGCUGGAAGAUACGUCUAAUGAGCUUGGAAAAAUGAAGGCUUUGUAUGAAAAGAUGACAAAAGAACUUGAGAUAUACAGAGAGAAAAUGUGUGCUUUAAGUCAAGACCUUAAGGAAGCUCACAAUAACCUGGCUGAUGCCAAUAAAGAGUUAAAUCAUGUGCACACUAAGUGUGCAGACAGCGAGGCUUUAAUAGGAACUUUAAAAAUGGAACUACAGAAUGUGCAGCAAUGCUGGGAGAAGGAGCAAGUACGUGCCACAGAAUCUGAAAAUGAAAUCCAGAAGCUUACCAGGGCUUACCAGAAGGAUAUGGAGGAGAAGCUAACCUUCCUCCAUAGCUUAUACCAGCGUUUGGUAGCAGGCUGUGUGCUUAUAAAACAACCAGAAGGCAUCCUAGAUAGAUUCUCUUGGUCUGAGCUUUGUGCAGUCUUGCAGGAGAAUGUUGAUGCCCUGAUCUUAGACCUCAACAGGGCUAAUGAGAAGAUAUCUCACCUAGAAUAUAUUUGUAAGAACAAGUCAGAUACUAUGAAGGAGCUUCAGCAGAGCCAGGAAGAUGCUUUUAGCAAAAUGGCUGAAGAGAUAAAAGCACAGGAAAGCUGUUGGCAGAAAGAAAAAAAGUAUCUGGAACAGCAGUACUCAGGUCUCCUUGGGGAAGUUCAUGCAAGGGCACAGGAAUACCAAGAAACAGCAGAGAAAAACAAGGAAAAAAUUUAUGUCCUUGAAAAGAGACGGGAGAAAUUGGCCCUUGAAAAUGUUUCUGUGAAAAAUACAUUAACGCAGGUUCAGAAGGAGCAUUCAUCUCUCCUGGCAGCCUGUGCGCUAUUAGCAGGUGCCCUGUAUCCUCUCUACGGCCGAUUGUGUGCUAUGUCUUCCCAAAGAGACCUCCUCCAGGAUCAGGUCAACAUUUAUGAAUUAGCGAGCCAGGAGAUUAGGACCCUAGUUCAUGCUCUCUCUGAUGUAGAGGAGAACAAUCAAGAUGAAGCAAAACUCAAGAAAAGAAAAUUCAAAGGCUUGAUUCAUGUGUUCCGAAGAGGUGUGAUUGCAGUUUUGGCAGCCAACAGACUUAAAGUUUUAGCCAAAUCUUCUAGUUCCCUCUUCUCCUGGGUAGAUGACUUCAAAGAAGGCAUUGGAGUUCUAGUUUGUAUAGGUGACUCCAAAGGCAAGCGUAAUCUGUCAAGUCACGAAGAUGAACAAAUUCAUUGUGUUGAAGCGCUCAGCUGGUUUACUAGUUCUAACCUCCUUGCUGCAAUAGUCAGUUCCGUCACUGAAUUACAGGAUGUUGUUAACAAAACAGAUGCAAAGCCCUGGCUUUCUGGACACUCACUUGUAAGUGUGGCCAGGAACUCCUUCUCAAAACUUAUGGACAAGCUGAAUGUAAUAAUGGAGACUGUUCCGCUAGACAGCAGCAGGAGCAUUACUUACCUGGAGGAGGACUCCUUGGUGCAGAGGCUGGCUCAUGGACUUCAUAAAAUAAACACCCAGGCCCUGGAAGCUGGACUGUGUGACAGACUACCCAUUAUGAAAAUUACAGCAUCCUUGCAGAAGCAGAUAUUUGAAUUUAUACAAAGACUUCAUACAGCAGAGGUGGAACGCUGCUCACUGCGCCUAAAACUUUCAGAAUUCAGAUGGAAUUUCAGUGAGAUGAAAAAAGAAGCUGACAAAGCCCAGAACCUGCAAGAGCAAUUAAAUAUGUUUAAGCAAUCUAAACUGAUCAUCCAUGAGAGGUUUGAAAGUGCAUGUGAAGAAUUGAAUAAUGCAUUACAUCGGGAGCAUCAGGCACAAGUGCUUUUGAAUGAACAGGCACAACAGCUACAGGAGUUAAAUAAUAAACUAGAAUUGCACUCCAGUGAAGAAGCAGAUAAAAACCAAGUCUUAAGUGAGACUGUAAAGGAGAGACACAUAGAGAGCAUCCUGUUGGGGACUGAACCCGAGAGCUUCUCUUCACAGAAGGAAAGAGAAGAUGACUGUGACAAAGUCUGCAUUCUGUUCCUCAAUCUGCACUUCAGAUAUCUAAACUUAAACUUCACUGUACAUUUCUCUCUUCUGUGGUUUGUCCAUGAAGUUUGUUUGUUUUGUUGUCUUACUGUCUAUUAUCUUAUUUUUUUUAAAUCACAAACUUGUGCAUUAAAUCUUCUCUUGGAGAUAAAUAAUUGUACUCUAUUCUGCUUAGCAGUUUGAAAGCAGCUCUUUAUGUUGUGGUGCACAGCUUUCCUUGCUUUGCUUCUCUGGUUAGCCUCUAAGAUUCAGGGUCCAAGGAACAGGUCCUGUUCUUUUUCCACUUUAGGGAUCACCUCAUUAGGAAUAUUGAUCCCUGUGUUUCCUCACUGGAAAUUAACUUAUUUCCAGGCAGGUUGUUAGGUCCGUGUGUUUCCUUUGUUCUGUGCCUGGAACAUUCAUCAGUAUCAGCAUGAGUAGUCUGUAGGGACUGAGGUCAGUACAUGGCCUUUAGAAAAGUAUUGUAUUUGCUCCAUAGUCAUCAAUGAAGCAACGAAGCAACUAGCAACCAAGUUGUUGAAGGUCUGCCUUAACUUUUCUGAAUUAGGCUUGCUGGAAAACAUGUAAGUAAUGAGCAGAAUAGGAGAAAAUAACGUCAAAAUUUGUGGUUAUGAACUAGUUAUGUGUUUGCAUUAACAUGAAGUCCAAUACAACAAUUCAAAUUUUUGCAGUAUGAGUCACACAACUAUAAUUUAAUUUGGAACUCUUUUUGAAAGGAUAUUGGCAUUACCAUUUUGUUAUUGUUUCAUUCCUCUGCAGUUCCUCUUUUGUCCAGUUUUGCAAGUUGAAUGUUGGUAAUAGUUGAUUGUAAUUUGAGCAAUGUUAAGAUUUUACAUUGGAAUUUGAACACGUAUUCAUACCAGGUGAACAUUUUUUGUUAUUUUUUAAAUUAGCUUACUAAAAAAUAAUUUAUUGGUUAGUAAUAAGAAUAUUACUCAGGCUGGUUU